Molecule: messenger RNA, 1587 nt
Organism: Lobosporangium transversale
Lineage: Eukaryota; Fungi; Mortierellomycota; Mortierellomycetes; Mortierellales; Mortierellaceae
Exons: 3
Coding region: 302-1495 (397 amino acids)
Source: RefSeq, a predicted model, not a curated record
UUUUUUUUUUAUUUUUAUUUGAGUAACUUUUGCCCAUUAUCAAUAUACCAGCAUUUUUUUUUUCCGUUAGAAAAGAAGUCAUUCACAAGAAAGAAAAGGAAAAGGCUCAAAUAUACGCUUGUUCAUUGAAUGAGCCAGUAGAGCAGUAUCUGUUACAAAGGAAAGGCGAAAAAAUUCGUGAGAAAGAUAAACCUGGCUCCCCAAGAUAAGUUAAUAACAACAUCCGGGACUUCGUCAGAACAACCAGGCACACCAAGAAUUCUAUCAAUAGAGCUUUCAACAUCCGUGCAAGCAGAUAACAAUGGAAGAAAAUGAAGAGUGCCGCAUACCACUCAGUCCGCUUAUUGCUCAUGCAGGAGGUGAUGAUGCCAUCGCACGCCAGCAAAUAGAGCAACAGAAUGAACAACAACAACAACAACAGCGAGACUCUUAUAAUCAAUCAAUCUCUUUUGAUGAUAGUGGUGACACUACGCUCGACAAUUCCAACUUAAACAGCAAAGGCAGCCGCCCUCAAGUUCACUACUGUCACUCUACUACUCAAGGCAUUCUUAGACGUAUUUCCUUGCCACAAAGUCGAGUACGGGCUCGCUCUUAUUCUUCCCCUGAGCAACCUUCAGCUCGAACUGUUGGCAUAAGCCGUGCGCGGAGCAACAGUUGCUAUAUCGUCAACAACACCCAACUUAAACAGACUUGCGAUGAACUGGGUAUUUUGUAUUAUGGCCCCACAGCAAUUGAAGAAGAGGAAGCCGCAUUAAACUAUGCAGCUGAACUUGCAGCCGCUAGAGCUGCUAGAGUUGGUUCUGGCAUUAUUGAUCGGCGCAGGUCGCUUAGAUUCAGCCGUGCAGCGGCCUCUACAUCAGCAGCUAGCCCGGGGUCAAAUGUAUCUAGGUCCAGAUCCAGGUCCAUAUCCAUAUUUAAUCUUGGAUUCGGGAGCUCUUCACACGAUCUUGAAGCCGCUUAUAACAGCGAAGAUGAGGACCAAGAUGAGGAUGAAGAAGAAUCUGUAGAUGAAGAGGAGCAACAACGUCGAAUCGAGGAAGAGCUGAAGAACGAAAAGGAUCAUUGUUUAUCAGGAAUUCUCUUACCUCGAUCCCAAUUCUUCCGGACAAGCGUCAUUUGCAGUAACACCAUGGCUCGCGAUGGAUUUGCCAAUGAACGAACAUUCCUUUCCUGGUUGAACGCAACUUGCGCCCUUUGCUUAAUUUCUUUAUCAUUCAUCACUCGAGCGUUCAGUCUAGAUAGUUUUACAGAGCAACUCCAGGGUAGAGCUGAAGUUCAGCACAAGAAUCGAGUUUCUCGAGUCAUUGGAUAUGCGUGUUUCACUGUAGCGUUCUUUGCAGCCAUCUACAGUAUGCUCAAAUACCUGAGAAAUAUAAGGAGGAUUUCUACAAGAUAUCCAUUUGUUCAAGCAGGCGUGUGGACUUUUACUGUUGGCAUGUUCAUGGGAACGUUGGUUAUGGUUGCUCUCGUACUUGCAUACACCACUAAUAUCUAAAAGUACUCAAUAAGCAUCAAUGAACUUAAUCUUAGUAGACAUUACAAGCACUCCCAAAUCAAAUCAUAUAGCAUUCAUUCUUCUAAUAUAAC